Molecule: messenger RNA, 577 nt
Organism: Penaeus monodon (black tiger shrimp)
Lineage: Eukaryota; Metazoa; Arthropoda; Malacostraca; Decapoda; Penaeidae
Exons: 3
Coding region: 233-577 (114 amino acids)
Biological process (GO): regulation of DNA-templated transcription
Molecular function (GO): DNA binding
Source: RefSeq, a predicted model, not a curated record
CAGUCACAAACCUACUAGAUCCACUUAACUUUAGGUAUUUCACCAUUAUUCAAAGCUCUCUCGUCUACGGGUAUAGUACGUGUUCUGAAAGCCACGAACAGUGCUACGCCUCAGAUCGCUCUCGCCAGCAGAGCAUUUCGCAUCCACCUGGGAGAAGGAACAAGAUUCUUAUAGACAGAACAACAUAAAUCUCUUGCAAUAAGUGUCAGGUGUCAGUGAUGAAAGUCUAGUAAUGAGUGGAUACAUUCCUACGUGGCGCUCAGUUUGCGAGAAAUGGAUCCAAGAGGCUUUGGAGGAGAAGGAAGGCGAAGUCACUCCCGUCUAUGUCCUUUACAAUGCCUACUUAAAGGAUAACCCCCAACAGUACCUGGAUAUAGCCCAGUUUGGGAAGAUUUUGAAAUCAAGAUUCCAGAACAGAAAAUGCCGCCGGGGCAAGCAGGGAGCCCAGAUCUACGUCUACAAAAAUGUGAUCAUCAAGACAAAAGCAGCAAGUAUGGUGAGUCAAGAAACCAAGAAGGGUUACAAACCAAAAGCCAAGUCGUCAGACCACUUUCUUCCAUGGAUUAUAAGCUUUUAA